Molecule: messenger RNA, 6134 nt
Organism: Carassius gibelio (silver crucian carp)
Lineage: Eukaryota; Metazoa; Chordata; Actinopteri; Cypriniformes; Cyprinidae
Exons: 5
Coding region: 416-1279 (287 amino acids)
Source: RefSeq, a predicted model, not a curated record
AUUAUGACUUUAUUACAAAAUCAAGACUUUAUAUCUCACAACUCUGACUUCAUAACAUGCAAUUGUGACUUUAUGUGACUUUAAAACUCACAAUUGUGAGUUUACAAUUCUGAGAAAUAAAGUCAAAGUUGUGUUUGUACAUUGCAAUUCUAACAAAAAGUCAUCAUUUUGAGAAAAAAGUAAGAAUUGUGUGAUUUAAAACCCUAGCAACAGAUGACAAACCCUCUUAUGCUGAAAGGCGGUUGGGCUAGUUUUAUUUACCAGUAGGUGAUUUUUCUGUCAGCUGUGGCAGAGCUGGAGGGUUCUAUUUUCUCACGGUCUACCUGCAGAUGUUCUUCAUUUACAGCAAAGGGAACCAAGAGCAUUCAUUUAAUAAAAUCAACAUUAUUACUAUUAUUUUAAAUAUAUUUUGAAAAUGAAGAAUCUAUUCAUUUUCCUCAUGAUUUUACCCUACCGCGGUGUUUUUGUGGAGGAUAUAAGUGGAGUUACAGUGUCAGUGAUGGGGGGAGACAAAGUAACUCUACACACUGAUGUUGAAACAAACCAGCAUGAAAAGAUUAAAUGGUUCUUUAAUAGCACUCGCAUCGCUCAAAUCAGUGGAGAUCUACGAAAGAUCUGUACAGAUGUUCAGUGUAAAGAUGGUGAUGAGAGAUUCAGAGACAGACUGAAGCUGGAUCAUCAGACUGGAUCUCUGACCAUCAGAGACCUCAACACCACAGACUCUGGAGAAUAUCAACUACUGAUCAUCAGCCACAGCAGCAACAGUGUAAAGACCUUCAGUGUUGCCGUAAAUGAUGUUCCUGCUGCUGAACGAUAUAAAAUACAGAGAAAGUCAGUGAAGGAGGGAGAAUCUUUCACUUUUGAUCCUGGUGACAUAAAUAAAGACGAUAUGAUGAAGUGGUAUUUUAAUGACUCUCUCAUCGCUGAAAUCACUGGAGAUCAGAGUAAGAUCUGUUCAGAUGUUGAGUGUAAAGAGAGAUUCGGAGACAGACUGAAGCUGGAUCAUCAGACUGGAUCUCUGAUCAUCAUGAACAUCACAAACACUGACUCUGGAGAUUAUAAACUACAGAUCAGCAGCAGAAACUUUACCAUCCAACGGCAUCGCAGCAUCAGUAUCACCAGUUACAAUAACUUCAGUGUAUCUGAUCGGAGUGUGCUUUUACUUGUCAUCACAGGAAUAUGUGUUGCUCUUCUGCUGGUGCUUGCAGCAGGUUUCAUUGGAAAAUGCUGUAGAAGACGCAAAAGUGGUAUUCGCAAAAAAAAUCUAUCAGCUCUGUAGUAUAUACGCAAGUAUACGCAAUGCUUUUUUUUUUGCCUGGACAUGUGCGUAAUACGACUUAUAAGGAUCAAUAUCUGCGUGUCCGCUGCAGCGAGAGAGCUCCGCUCAAAUGCCAUCGUGAGCACCGGUGGACCGCUCGAGUUGAGGGCCGAUCGACGAAGCUAGUGAGACUCCCCCUACAUUGGGCACUGUUUCUUAAUUACACCAAAUUGCAGUGCAGUGUGAAGUGGCUCAUCCGCCAGCCGCGCGCAAGAGCAGAAUCACCCACACAGCGCUGCGUUUGCGCCACAAUGUAAAGUGAUUAACAGCACAAGUAGCUUCAUCCAUUUAGAUGCGACACAGAAUUAUUGUUAUAGUCGUGUGCUGUGAUAUAUGAGAACAUUAAAGCCAAGAUAAUUUAAGCUGCAUGGAGAGGUAAAAACGGCAACAGGCCUAUAAACUUGUUCAGUAAUUUACCAUGGCUUUACUCUUUAGUGACCAACAUCUUACUAAUAGGCUUAAUGACAUAAGCUAGAACUUCUUUCUUUAGAUGUUUAAUUCUAAUUAAUUUUAAUAGAAAUAAAAUGGUAAUUCUGUAAGAGUCUGAUUCAAUAUAAAUAUCAGUGUCUUUUAUAAAUUAGGUGUGUAUUAUUUACAAAUGAUAUAGUUCUUAAAGCGAUAGUUCACCCAAAAAUGAAAAUAACCAUUUACUCAGCACCAUGUCCUUCCAAACCUGAAUGCAUUUCUUUCUACUGUGGAACACAAAAAGAACACUGUAAAACCGAACAGUGAAAUCAAUCAAAUGAAAUUAGUUCAUUUCACUCAAAUAAUAAUGAAAGUGCAUUAUAAUAAGCGUUUUCUGGUUCCCAGCAUGCUUUGUAUCAAAAAAACAAGGAAAGUAAAUGUAGGAACGAAGUCUUAUUUUGUGUGUUUUACACAAGUUUAACAGAGAGAAGUUAGUACUUAAAUGUUGUGUUAUGUUAAGAUUUUCAAAGGUUUCUGUUAUGUUGGUUUUGUAGUGUUACUGUUCUGGUGAAGAGUAGAGCGUGUGGUAAGUUGAGGAUGGACAACAAAAGACUAGAUUUGAGUGUAGAUUUGAGUUGAGUGUAGAUUUGAGUUUUUUUUUUGUGAAUACUCCUUAAUUAUAAGUUGAGAAAUAUCCAUUUAUAAGAUAACAUUGAGAUAAAUUCAGGAAACUGGAAAUGUAAUUUUUUAUUUUAUGUAAAACAUUUAAAAACAUCACUUAAAUGUUUUUGUGUAAUGUUACAAAAUAUGUUUUGAGUUCUGUGAACUUGUUAGGGUUUACAGUGAAGAUAAUUUGAGAAAUCCAAGACAUUUUUUCUUUUUUGUCCAUACAGUGUCAUGAUUCUGCCCUCGUGUCCUUGAUUUUUCCUAGUCUUGAGGCAGGAUCAUGACAGACCCGUGUUUUGUGUACAAGCGCAUGGCCUUGUCUUUGGGCCAUGUGCUUGUGUUGUCUCGUUCCCUUGCCCCGCCCCCCUUGUUAACCUAGUCGUGUCUUGAUUGUCCCAUCUGUGCCACCUGUCGUGUCUUGAUUGUUCCCUCUAUUUAGCUUUCCUAGUGUGCUCUGUCUUGCGUCGGUUCAUUGAGAUUUGUUCAUCACUUGUGAUUGUACCUGUUCCUGAAGAAGUGUUUUGUAUUUCUGUGAGUGUUUGUUUAUAGUUAGUGUUCCCGUGCUUUGAGUCUUUGUUUAUCCCGUUAACUCAGUCCUGUUCAGUUAUUUUGUAUUUCCCUAGUCAGUGUUUUCCCCCUCGUGGGUUUUUGUUUUCCCUUUUUUGUUAAAUAAAUCCUGUGUUAGUCACUUCCUGUCUGCACCUGAGUUCCUCCCUUACCAAGAUCCUGACAGAAUGAACCGACCAAAAAGGAACUCAGCAGACAGGAGGCAAUUCUGGUUAUCAUCAGCCAGCAAGCGGGAUGGUUAUGAGGGCUCUCGCCUAGUGGUGUUCCGGGGGACCAGGGGAGGUCGCUCCGGAGCAAGUGGUCGAGAGGAGGAGCCACAGAGGUCCCCCCCACCUACCCAGCUGCCAGCAAUCCCAGAGGGUCGUGUCCUGGCCGUGGCAACCCUGGGGGAUCAGGCAAGCCCCUCCCAGAGUCCUGAGGUGCCCUCCACAGCCAGCAGUCUCCCCAUGAAACGAGGGAGACGGUUUUCAUGGGAGUCAACUUCAGAGUCUUCGGCGUCCGAGACUGCCCUGCCCGAGACCAAACUCCCCCAACCCGCCUCUGACCCAGCUGUGGUCUCUGCACCGCGCCCAAGGAGGAAGAGGAGGAGGAGGGGGCCUGCCGGUCCUGUGACCCUGUCUCCUCCCGUGCCAGCAGCGGAGAGCGCUGGCGUGCCCGACCCAGCAGCGGUGAGCGCUGGCGUGCCCGACCCAGCAGCGGUGAGCGCUGGCGUGCCCGACCCAGCAGCGGUGAGCGCUGGCGUGCCCGACCCAGCAGCGGUGAGCGUGUCCGAGCCAGCAGCGGUGAGCGCUGGCGUGCCCGAGCCGGCAAAGAAGAGGGCAGUAUGCAAGUCGGCAGUCGUGAGAGCGCAGGAGAGUGCCGCGGCCGACUCUUCAGCAAAGACUUUAGUUCAGUGUAUCUCAUCUCGUAAGGAGAUGCCAAUUGUCUUAGCGGCUAAAGCCUUUUCUGAUUAUUUGUCUAGUCUUGUCCGUAUCCUAGAAGUCCCCGUCAGUCCUGUCUUGUCCUCAGACCCUGUCCCCAGAAAUCCCGAGUGUCCUGAUGUCGUCUCCCCGUGUCCCGUAGAUGUCGUCUCCCCGUGUCCCGUGAGUGUUGCCCCGUGUCCCGUAGAUGUCCCGUGUCCAGUAGAUGUUGUCGUCCCGUGUCCAGUAGAUGUUGUCGUCCCGUGUCCAGCUGUCGUCUCCCCGCGUCCCGUAAGUGAUGCCCCGCGUCCCGUAAGUGUUGCCCCGCGUCCCUUGUCUGCUCCUAUCAUGUCCCCUGUCAGUUCUCCCGAGACCCCUCCCCGCCCCUCACCACCCAGACCUGCCCGUACCCCCCGUCGUCAGCCUUCGUCCUGUCCUCCUAAGAUUCCUGCACCACCCACCCACCCUGGUCUGUCCCCCAUGAACUUUGUGGUCCCGCCUCCUCCCCUUCCCUGUUUGUUUUUUUUGAUUUGUCACCCUAACCCUGCCGUCGUGUAUUCAUGUCUGCCUUUGUUAUUAUUUGUCAUGUCUUGUUGGUUUGUGUCGGUGUCCCAGUCUGUCAUGUCAGUCGUGUCCCGUGUUUGAUGUUCCCUUGAGGAGCGUCUGGAAGCCGCUCCUUAAGGGAGGGGUUCUGUCAUGAUUCUGCCCUCGUGUCCUUGAUUUUUCCUAGUCUUGAGGCAGGAUCAUGACAGACCCGUGUUUUGUGUACAAGCGCAUGGCCUUGUCUUUGGGCCAUGUGCUUGUGUUGUCUCGUUCCCUUGCCCCGCCCCCCUUGUUAACCUAGUCGUGUCUUGAUUGUCCCAUCUGUGCCACCUGUCGUGUCUUGAUUGUUCCCUCUAUUUAGCUUUCCUAGUGUGCUCUGUCUUGCGUCGGUUCAUUGAGAUUUGUUCAUCACUUGUGAUUGUACCUGUUCCUGAAGAAGUGUUUUGUAUUUCUGUGAGUGUUUGUUUAUAGUUAGUGUUCCCGUGCUUUGAGUCUUUGUUUAUCCCGUUAACUCAGUCCUGUUCAGUUAUUUUGUAUUUCCCUAGUCAGUGUUUUCCCCCUCGUGGGUUUUUGUUUUCCCUUUUUGUUAAAUAAAUCCUGUGUUAGUCACUUCCUGUCUGCACCUGAGUUCCUCCCUUACCAAGAUCCUGACAUACAGUAGAAAUCAAAGGUAUAAGCAAAAUGGUUUAGUAACAUUCUACAAAAUAAAUUAUUUUGUGUUUCACAGAAGUAAGUCAUUUGCUUUGAAUUUCAGUAAUAUGGAUCAUUAUUUGUUUCUGUCCUGUUUUAUUUAUUCAUUUAUUUAGUCCAAUUGAAGGCCCUGUAACCCAGCAGAACAUGGGCUGGAUAUGUCCAGGGCCAAAUUUGAACCCGGCCUACAUGCUGAAAAAUCGAACUCCCUUCUAAAAAAAAUAAAAUCAGAGAAAAAAGCAUAAAAUUAAGAUGAACAUAAAAAAUAAUAAUAAAAACAUUCUAUUCAGAUGUAUCUCUAAAGCACUUUCCACAAUGAAUAUAAUUCCAAAGAAAUAUGUUGAAAUUAUAAAGAAAUGUAAAAAUGCGCCAACAGAUGGGUUGAAACCCUCUGGAAGUCAGUGUAGACUUGAAAAAGAAUCUGAUGUUAAAUAGUCCUGUUGUGUGUAAUAUGAAUAGACCAAAGCAAUUCACAGAUAUUGCCGGAUAAUCACUUUACCUCUACCAUAUGUUAAACAAACCUCGAUCAUUUGUGAUUCUGGCUGUCAUCCUUUCUAGCAUUGUCUUUAGCUUUCACUUUGCCAAUUAUAAGCUAUAUAUUGUUAGUACCGUGGAUAGCCCACAGUUAUUACCCUCUACUGGAUAUAAAAGGCUCUCAGUAUAUUUUGACAUUGCAGAAUGUUAAGUUUUUCUUCUGCAGUUAUUUUGGUCAAAGUAACUCAAAAGUAAUACAGGAGUAAUGUAACACAUUACAGUUCUAAAACAAUAAUAUUUUUCAUGUAAAGAAUUACUUUUAAAUGACAGUAACAAGUAAUUGAUAAUGUAUUACAGCUUGGAAGAAACUUUCACAACACAAAUUUAACAAAUCUCUGCACUUUAAACUUUUAGAUUUAUAUUUUUAUAUUUUAGAUUUAUAUAUUUUUCUAUAUUGCUUGUUUAGAAAUUGGUUCUGGAUUAUUUUUGCUGGGUUAUUGUAAUAAUUACGCCAAUGUUUAACAAGACAAUAAUGUAUAUGUACAAAUAAAGGUUAUUUAAUUUGUUCUGAA